Molecule: messenger RNA, 2093 nt
Organism: Leopardus geoffroyi (Geoffroy's cat)
Lineage: Eukaryota; Metazoa; Chordata; Mammalia; Carnivora; Felidae
Product: b(0,+)-type amino acid transporter 1-like
Exons: 4
Coding region: 88-1266 (392 amino acids)
Biological process (GO): amino acid transmembrane transport
Cellular component (GO): membrane
Molecular function (GO): L-amino acid transmembrane transporter activity
Source: RefSeq, a predicted model, not a curated record
AAUCAUUAACCCCUGCAGGAAGCCCGCAAGACAGACGAGAGUAUCUGCUUCUGCUCAGCUAGACACAGCGACUGUUGAAGCCCUGAGAUGGAGAGAAGUCAGGAAAGAAAUGGUGGUGAGGGGGUGGCAGGACGGGAGCCAGGUGGUGAGGGGCUAAGGCUGAGGAGGGAGAUUGGUUUGUGGAGUGCCGUGUCCCUGAUGGCUGGCUGUAUGAUUGGCUCUGGUGUCUUCAUGUCACCACAGGGGGUCUUGGUCUACAUGGGCAGCCCUGGAGCCAGUCUUGUGGUCUGGGCAGGCUGUGGCCUCCUGGCCAUGAUGGGUGCCCUGUGCUAUGCUGAGCUGAGUGCCCUGGUUCCCAAAUCUGGAGGGGAGUAUGCCUACAUCCUGCAAAUCUUUGGCUCUUUGCCAGCCUUCCUGGUUAUCUACACAUUUGUGUUGCUGGUCAGACCAGCUGCCAUUGCUGCCGUCUCCCUGAGCUUCGCUGAGUAUGCCGUGACCCCCUUUUACCCUGGCUGCUCCUCGAUGCCCCAGGCUGUGCUCAAAGGUGUGGCUGCCUCCUGCAUCCUGCUGCUGACGCUGGUCAACUGUUGGAGCUCACGGCUGGCCACCAUGCUGGUGAACGUGUGCGCAGUCGCCAAAGUGUUCUCGUUGCUGGUCAUCGUGGUGGGUGGGGCCGUGGUGCUGGGCCAGGGCUGGGGCCACACGGAAACCUUUUUGCUUGCCUUCCACAACACAACACAGCAGGCUGGGCGCAUUGGCAUGGCCUUUUACCAGGGCAUGUGGUCCUUCGAUGGCUGGAAUAACGUCAACUAUGUGGUGGAAGAGCUCAAGAAUCCAAAGCAGAACCUGGUGUGGGCAGUGAUGAUCGCCAUCCCCCUGGUCACCAGCUUGUACCUCCUGGUCAACAUCAGUUACCUGCUAGUGUUGUCGCCCAACGAGAUCCUUUCCUCUGAUGCUAUGGCUGUGAGCUGGGGUUUGCUGCUGGAGUUCCUUCCCUUGACCCUCUGUUGUCCUAGGAACCAGGUGCUGGGGGCCUGGGCCUGGCUGGUACCGUUGGCUGUUGUACUCUCGACAUUUGGCUCUGCCAAUGGGAUGUUCUUCGGUGGAAGUCGUGUGUGCUAUGUGGCUGCGAGAGAAGGCCACAUGGUUUUGGGAGUCACCAUACUGGAUCACACUGUGGAGUCUGUAGGUGAUGGGGAUGUUUGUGUAGGGCAAACGGUGUGGGGGCAGCGGGGCAGAGCCACAGGAGCAGAGCUGAGCUGGUGAGUACGCUCAGGGCCCCUCCCCCUGGGGACUCUGUCCCUCUGGUAGCUUUCGCAGCAAUGAUGCUGAACAACAACUCCAAGAUCUAGGGGGCUGACAACAGCAAAUGCUUCAUGUUGCUCAUCGGUCCCUGGGUCUGUCGUGGCUCUGCUUCAGCCUGGGGUUCGUGUUCAGGUUUUCUCAUUCAGGUCUCUGAGUCUGUUCUUGUCUCAGGGACCCAGGCCAAAGCAUAUUUUUGCCUAAAGCAGGUGGCAGGGGUUCAAGAGACCAAGCCAAGCCACACAGGUAUAUUUCGAGCCUCUGCCGUGUUACCCCUGCUCACAUUUCAUUGGCCAAGCCCAGAGUCAGUGGAUGGGGAAGUACCUAGUGUUUCUCCUACAGAGGUGGGAGAGGGAGGACUAUUUGCUGAGUACUUAUACAGUCUACUACCAUAAUCCAUGAUCCUAUUCCAUGCUCCAUCCAUAACCAUCCCACCCUCUUCUCCCCCAUCCUCUGUCUUCCCGCCCCUGGUCCCUCUUCCUGUCUUGGGGAUGAGCAAUAGAAAGUUGGACAACCUGGCCAGGCACGUGGGUCAGCUCCCUACACUCUAGCCCACGUCCUAAGCUUUUUGGGUCUCUGGAGUGAUCGGCCUCCCAAGCUGUACGCUGGGCCUGCUUUCACCCCAGGUGAGCCACAGAGACCUGCAUCUUGAAGCUGUGGGGACUGGGGACUAUUAGGUUGGGCACACUGGUGUCCAGAGUGAGUUUGGCAGGGGAAGAGGGCUGGGAACUUCCCAGGGCAGAAACCUACUGCACCUCCCUUGGCGGGGCGGCUGCCUGACACCUGGCUUU